Messenger RNA from Ustilaginoidea virens, 1689 nucleotides. RefSeq lists its product as uncharacterized. Lineage: Eukaryota; Fungi; Ascomycota; Sordariomycetes; Hypocreales; Clavicipitaceae. The record is from RefSeq and is a predicted model, not a curated record. Gene Ontology annotation, molecular function: asparagine synthase (glutamine-hydrolyzing) activity. The transcript has 4 exons. The coding region runs from base 1 to 1689 and encodes 562 amino acids.
AUGUGCGGCAUUCAUGUCGCUAUAUCUGCAGCUGGAAAACGCACCAUUUCCCCCGCCCUUGAACGACGACUACGAAAUCGCGGUCCGGAUCACACAGGAACAGUCACCACGCGCGUCGGAGACACGACGUUGACGUUUACGUCUACAGUGCUUUCCCUACGGGGUGACCAUGUUGUGAAGCAGCCGCUGAUUGACGUCGAAACUGGCUCCGUGCUUUGCUGGAACGGGGAAGCCUGGACGCUCCGGGGAAACAGCAUCCUAGGCAAUGACGGCCAGGCCAUUCUUUCUUCGCUGAGCAAGGCUAGUCGCCACGGUCUGGCGGACAGAGAUGGUGAUGAUGACGACAACUUCAACGACACGGGUGUACUCGAUGUUCUUCGGGAGAUCAAGGGCCCAUUUGCCUUCGUCUUUCUCGACAGACCUGCGAAGCGCCUUUACUACGGGCGAGACCGUCUGGGACGGCGUUCCAUGCUGGUAAGCCCCGGACAACCGUUUCUGCUGUCAAGUGUGGCCGACUACACUCUCUCUGAUUGGGUCGAGGUAGAGCCAGAUGGGAUAUACAUGGUCCAGUUGCAGGAGAUAGAUAUGGCGCCCAAACAGCCUGUACCCGUCCGAUACGGCUGGGCUGAAGACGAGUCCUUGAUAUCCGGCAUCGGAACCUUCAAUUCGGAGAUUCCAGCAAAGUCUUCCCCUCUGACCAACCAUUCCGACGUCGUACGCCAGCUGCGGCAGGUUCUCACCCAAUCCUUGCGGUUGCGGGUUCUGCAAGUGCCGUUACCCCCCGGAGCAUCUCACGCCGACGCCAGGAUCGCAGUCUUGUUUUCUGGAGGUCUCGACUGCACCGUGCUAGCUCGACUGGCCAGUGAGGUGGCGCCUGGUGAUCAAGCCAUUGACCUGGUCAAUGUCGCUUUCGAGAACCCCAGGAUUGCAGCACAGAAUAAAGGCUCUUCCCAAGAUGAGUUAUUCGAGCUGUGUCCAGAUCGCAUUACUGGCAGAAGAUCGUUUGCUGAACUAGUUCACACCUGCCCUGAACGGAAGUUUCGGCUCGUAGUUGUAAACGUGCCUUUUUCACUUGCCUGUCAGCAUCGCUCCGAGGUGAUUGACCUGAUUUACCCCCACAACACUGAAAUGGACCUCUCGAUUGCAUAUGCGUUGUAUUUUGCUGCUCGAGGGGAUGGUUGGUGUCAGGUCGACGCCGAUUCCCAGCCCGAGGCUUACAGAACCACGGCGCGCGUACUGCUCUCGGGGUUGGGGGCAGACGAGCUCUUUGGAGGAUACUCACGACACGCUUCAGCCUUUGAACGCGACGGUUACGGGGGCCUCAUUGAGGAGCUGAAACUCGAUGUGAGUCGGCUGGGCAAGCGGAACCUCGGUCGCGAUGACAGGGUGAUGGCGCACUGGGAAAAGGAAGUCCGCUUUCCCUAUCUCGACGAAGAGUUGGUGCGAUGGGGUAUCCAUGUGCCAGUCUGGGAGAAGUGCGAUUUCGGAAAGCCGCCAGACGACGGCGACACGCCCGAAGCAGGCAAGCGGAUACUACGUCUCCUCGCACAGCAGCUGGGCAUGGGGUCUGUGGCGCUGGAGAAGAAACGUGCGAUACAAUUUGGCGCUAGAACAGCCAAGAUGGAAAGCGGCAAGGUCAAGGGCACAAGUGUCAUUUCCCCUGCUGCUGGUCCUCAGCAGAGGGAAUAG